AUGAUUAACUUUCUUUCGGCUACUGUAGAUACAGAUUGGUUUCAACCAGUUUCUCUGGGUAUUGAGGACAAUCUGAUCCUGGAUUCUCAAAUGGCCAUUUCAUCGUAUUACUCCACAUCUGGAGCGGGGAAUGCUAGACUGAACUUAAAAACACUACAUGAAAAUGUAGACACGAACACAACAGUUAUAGUCAGAUAUGGUGGUUGGAUAGCGGCAGAAGACGACAAUGACCCUUGGUUUCAGGUUGAUUUCAUAGCAAAUGCAACAAUCAGUUCGAUAUUUACUCAAGGCUUGGAGAAUGAAACUUUCUGGGUCACCAAAUAUUCCGUUGCUUUUGGAUAUAAUAGAGACAGGUUGCAAAAUUACAGUAUAAAUGGACAAGUGAAGGUAACGAUUAUUGUAGGUCUGUUAAAACGUUUGCAUCCUAUAGUGUAUUAUAAUGGUCUCUUCGUAUAUAUAAAAGCUGUAUUAUUAUAUUCUGCAUAACUUAUACUCAGGUCGGAGUGUACCAGUCCAAAAAAUUGUACGACUUUUUGGGAAUUUCGAGAAUCUCUUUGGUUUAUUCGGGGUUAUGGGUAUUUUCGAAAUUUUAUCGGGAUUUUUUUGAGGGUAUUUGUAAAGAUGUUUAGAGAUUUUAUAGGGAUCUUUUAGGGAUUUUCGGGGGAGAUGUGGAUAAGAUGUGAAACCUCGUUUGGACUAUAAAGUGAAGCAAGGAAAUAUAUUUUAGAAAUCUGUUUUAGCCCUCACAAGGUUUAACUGUGCUUGAUGGCAAGUGCAGUGCUAAAUGUAUAGUGUGA
Paramuricea clavata is the source of this 797-nucleotide messenger RNA. The record is from the annotation of a GenBank genome assembly. NCBI's taxonomy places the organism in Eukaryota, Metazoa, Cnidaria, Anthozoa, Malacalcyonacea, Plexauridae.